UACUCAUGCUUGGAGUAAUCAAAGUUAAAUAUAGCAGUAAAAGAUAAUAUAUCAUUUAACACAAUGUCUCUAUUCAGCAAAGACGAAGUGACAAUUAUCGCGGAGAAAUGUGGUUUUAAAAAUUAUGAUACUUUACAAUAUGAGAUACAAAAUUAUUCUGAAGAAUUAGUUGGAUAUUUGGGAGAGCAUUUACGUUUAUUUCUUAAAGAUAAUUCAUAUGAAAAAGUCUUGUUCGUGAAGUGUGUACCGAGAUUUGACGAAUAUAAAGCGGAGUAUUUGAGAAAAACUGGCUUCUUUAGGAAGGAGUAUGUACUAUUGAGUUCCUUGUUUACUCAGUUUAUUAAACGUAAAGGUUGCAGUAAAUGGCGGCCAGAAGUUAUUUACCUAAAAGACGAAGUAUUUGUAUUUGAAGACGUCACUAAAAUUGGCUAUACUUUAUCCGACAGUCGCAAACCCUUCUCGUACGAAGAAGUAGUCGCGACCGUUAAAGCUGUAGCAAAAUUUCACGCUGAUUCCCUUAUAUACGAAUACAACAAAACACAACAAUUAAAAAGACCUUAUUACAUAUGGGAGGAUUAUAAGGAAUAUUUGUUUGAGCCCCUUAAAGCACAGCCAUGGCGAGACGCAGGCUGCAAGGGUGUUAUAGACAUCCUAAGAACUUAUUCUGCAUAUAAAGAUAAACCAAACUUUCAAUCUGUUGCAAAUGUUGUAAACGACUUAUUCAACCGAGCGACGAAAUCUAUGCAUCCAAGCCGCAAACACAGAAACGUUGUUGUUCAUAGAGACGUUUGGUCCAAUAAUGUCUUCUUUAAAGAAAUGGAGGAUGGUUCAACACACGCACUGUUAGUGGAUUUUCAAACAGCGUUAUAUACAAUUCCAACCCAUGAUCUAGCAACACUGUUGUUUUUGAAUACAACAAAGGAAUUUCGUAGUGUCUUCACUAAUAAAAUGAUAGACAUCUAUUAUAUGUGUCUCAGCGAUAUAUUGAACGAUGCUGGGGUUAAUAUACUGGAUUGUUUUGAUAAAAAAACAUUAUCGAAGGCGUAUGAAGAUAGUGUUGUGUUUGGAAUCACACAAGCGGCAUUGGUAUUGCCCAUAGCAAAUAUGCCAGAGUACAUUAAAGACAAAUAUUGCCGAAGUGGUAAUGAGGAAUUUGACGCGAUAUCUAGGAGCCAUUGUUUCAUAGAAUCAUUGGAAUCCGAUGAACAAUAUCGCGAAACCAUUUUAGAGCUCUUUGAUGAUAUAGUAGAAAGAUUUGUUUUACCGUCUUUAAACAGUUAUAAAUAA
Molecule: messenger RNA, 1287 nt
Organism: Pieris brassicae (large cabbage white)
Lineage: Eukaryota; Metazoa; Arthropoda; Insecta; Lepidoptera; Pieridae
Exons: 2
Coding region: 64-1287 (407 amino acids)
Source: RefSeq, a predicted model, not a curated record